Messenger RNA from Lycium ferocissimum, 1119 nucleotides. RefSeq names its product ABC transporter I family member 10. Bases 150 to 935 code for a protein of 261 amino acids. Gene Ontology annotation, cellular component: chloroplast envelope; membrane. Gene Ontology annotation, biological process: transmembrane transport. NCBI's taxonomy places the organism in Eukaryota, Viridiplantae, Streptophyta, Magnoliopsida, Solanales, Solanaceae. The transcript has 6 exons. Gene Ontology annotation, molecular function: ATP binding; ATP hydrolysis activity. The record is from RefSeq and is a predicted model, not a curated record.
AGCUUUUCUUGAAAAUUUAUUCAUUCUCAUUCAUUACAUUAAAUUAAAAUUACGUAUAAAAUAUUUAAACAAAACAUAAGCCAUAGACAACCCAAGAAAAACUUGUAAUCGAGUUUUUGUUAGGUAUUUUUUUUUUUUUUUUACUAAAAAUGAUACAGUCGGUUUGUUUACGAGCUUCAGCUCUACAAUUGCCACCAAUUUACUCUCACUCCAAAAAUGCCGCAACGACUGACAGCUUGGCAAUUGAUGCUCAAAAUCUUAACUAUUCUGUUGUCACAAGACAAGGAAAAUUACUUCCAAUUCUUAAAGAUUGUUCAAUAAAGAUUCCUUCUGGACAGUUUUGGAUGCUUUUAGGACCCAAUGGUUGUGGAAAAUCAACCCUUUUAAAGAUAUUAGCAGGUCUAUUGAGUCCAGAUGAUGGGUUCUUGUAUGUGGAAAGGCCAAGGAGCUUUGUGUAUCAGAACCCUGAUCAUCAGGUCGUGAUGCCUACAGUGGAAGCUGAUGUUGCUUUUGGACUUGGUAAAUUAAACUUAACACCAAAUGAGAUUAGGAAUAGGGUGGCAAGAGCUUUAGAUGCAGUUGGGAUGUCUGAAUAUCUGAAAAAACCAGUUCACACUCUUAGUGGUGGUCAGAAACAAAGGGUUGCUACUGCUGGUGCUUUGGCGGAAGCUUGUACAGUUUUGUUACUUGAUGAACUGACUACUUUCUUGGAUGAAACUGAUCAGAUUGGAGUGAUAAAAGCAAUGAGAAACUCCAUGGAUACAUCUAAAGGAAUUACAGCAUUGUGGGUGACCCAUCGAUUGGAAGAACUAGAGUUUGCAGAUGGUGCAGUGUACAUGGAAGAUGGAAAAAUCGUCCGACAAGGUGAUGCAACUAGUAUAAGGAAAUUCAUUGAAGAUAAAGUGUCAUCUUAUGUUAACCAAAUAAACUUGUAACCACUUUUUCCUUAAUGAUCCUGUAUAUGCUGAGGUGGAUCCAAAAUUUGAACAUUAUCCGUUCAAGUUCGGGAUUUUACCACAUGACAUUUGAUUUACAGGGUCGAGUUCUAUUAUUUGUACUUAUUCAGUAAAUUUUUAACAUAAAUAUAGUGUUCGAGCCAAAGUUAUUGGGUUCGGAUGA